AGCGCUACGUUUCGGUAUCUGCAUCAACAACAGCAAAACAGUUCCGAACGGUUCAACACAUCCUGGGGACCUUCCAGAAACCUUUACACAUAGACAAGACUGCUUCUGCGGGUUUUCCGCACGGCUGCUCUCCCUGUCCUCUUUUCUUUUCCUGGACAUCAGUGCGAACGAACAAAGACAUUGCUACUGCUACAGCGCCAUACACAAGACGUAAGCGCUUGCUUCAAUAGAUUCCACCCUUUCACUCACACCGUAGGGAAACCCUGAGGGCUCUUCUUUCUUUCUUUAUUGAGGUUAUUCGACUUCUCCUGAGCAGUUUCGAGCUGUCCGCUGUUUUGUGUUCGCUUUCGUAAGUUGAGAGCGCCGAGCCACGAACACAGGCGAACGUGCGGCAUUUUUCUCCGUCAAGUUUGAGGGUUUCUGUUCAGUGGUGUUGUGUUCUUCCCUCUUUAGAAAUACUUAUUAUCCCACUUCCAUGACGUCAUCUUCGGCGCCCCUGGCGUACCCGUCCAGCGGGGAGUGCAACGUUCUGAUACAGCGCUUCAAGCUACUAAACCUCGUGCAACGCGUGGCGCACCGCGAUGUGAGCGAGAUGAUCGACACCGUCGGGCUGGAGAGCUUGGUACGAAAGGGAACGCUUGCAAAGUGGGCGUGGACAGCGGGCGAUGAUUGGAACAACGACGAUGGUGCGUUUGGCGACCGUGGAACUGAAGCAAGCUACGCUGGCUACGGCAAGUACACGGCCCGGCGCAGAGCGGAACGUCAGCGCCAUCGAGCCAACACAGAAAACGCAGCGGCAACAAGAUCCGUCUCGCAGCGCACCACCUCUCCCCCUGGUCCCGCGCGAAUGGCGUUUGGACGGUCCACGACGGGCUUCGAGGCUCGCGUUGCCGCCGCGCGGUGGAACAGCGGUGUCGAGGAGGACAACGAGGAGGAGAGCCGCAAGUACGGCCUGACGAGGCGCGUCGAUGUCGCGGCGCCGCGGACCACCAGCGAUGGGCGGGAAGAGAGCGCAACACGACGGCGUUACGUGGUUCGACGCACGCAGCGGCUCCUGCGCAGCAGCCCCGCCGACCGCGACGCAUUUUUCUCACGGCUGGCUGAGCCGCGUGAGCGACCCGAGCCGGUGGUGGAGGACGUCUUCGUCUACGAUGCGGUGCCCGACCGUAGAGGGCGGGACGGCGGUUCAUCGCGGUCCAAGCUGGGAGCGCGGGAAAUUUACUUAUCCGGAGACGGGCAGCGAGGUGAGCAGGACGACUACUAUGCCGCACAAAACCGUCGCCAUGCGCCACCCUUAAGCACCCUCUCCCUGCCAUCACCACCACCUCUGGGUUUCUCGCACUCAUCCUCCACCUACGUGAAUCGCCGCGGGGGUGCUGAGGGCCACUCGUUUGACGCGGACGAUAUACGGGCACACUAUCAAGGCACGUCGUCCAUGUAUCCGCCCCCAUCCCACGCCUUAGCCGCGCCAGGCGGCGUGCCGUCGCAGCCUGGCGAGGGUCGAUACCGCUGCGGCUACUCGAGUGUGCAGGUACGAGGCGAGUCGGAGGAAGAGGUGGAGGAUACCGCACUACCCUCCGCGCUGCCUCCUGCGCCGUCCUUGCAAGGGCGGCAGCAGCAGCAGCUGUCGUCUGAUACACCUGCACCGCUGCACAGCGGCGGGCAAGAGGAGGCGGAGGAGUCAGUCGAAAUGCAAUCCACGCUUCUCCCUACGGAAUCAGCUCCUGCGGCACGUGGCGCAGUCCCGGAUGUGAAGCUGGCCUCGUUCGCCGAUGGCCCCGCCCGGCGCCGCAACGUGAACUUUGCCCUCAACAAGGCAGACUUGUACGACGGCAUGCCGACGACGGGCAACGACAACGCGACGUCCAUGGACUCGAAUGCGUGGGACGUGCCAGGGGCGACUGCAUCUGCAGAUUGCGCACGUGGACCUGAGUGUGAUGACGCAACAAGCCCCGUUCUCUCGCAUUUGCAUUUUCCACGCGCAGGCGGCAACGCUGCCGGUGCGCUGAAUAUCACUGGCAGUGUCCGUGGUGGGGGUGGUAGCAGUCUCAGCUCACCCGGUGGGCUGAAGACACGCAGCAGCUCCGGCGUGGCCGGCUUCCCGAAGUCUCCACGGAUGGGUCGCGGGUUGGCCCCCAAGGCGAAGCCGAAGGGUGCUGUUGUCGACUCGCAGAUUCCUGUGGAGGCCGUGCGCCAUGCCGCUGCCCUCAUCACCCGCGCCAACUCCACCCCCACCAUCGAGCCCUCCCCGAACACGAGUACACCGGGCAACAGUUACGUAGCGGCACACGCCUCCCCACAAUCGCAGCAGCCACCGAUGUCCAGAAUCCGCUCCAACCCAGUUGGCUUUGCCCACGGCGGCAGUAUCUUGCUCUCUCCGCGGCCAAGAACGGUGGAGGUCAGUGCCGAUAGCCGACAGCAGCACAUGGAUGGCGGUCAACACUCCCCCGAAGCCCCUGUUGGCUCCGCCGUUUCCGCACCCAUCACACCACGCUUCUCCACACGCACAGGCGCCGCCGUUGCCGAGGCCGCUGCGGCGCCCGCGGGUGUGUCCACCGCAGCUGGCGCGUCGACGGCGGUGCCGGUCAAUGAAGGCGCACAGCAAUCCUUUCAGGCGGUUUCUUCCAAGGUGGACCACAUGCUCCAGAAUCUGCAGCGCAUGCUGCGGCGUGUGUACAAGGACGGCGGCGACGAAGUGCCCGACAAGUUGGUUGAGGCGGAUCCAAAGACGCAGCAGCGGACUACGCGUGGGGGCGGGGUCGGGGCGAGGACUCCGUCCGAGGAUGACGCGUACAGCUCCUCCUUCGAGGAGUCGGACAGCGAGAAGGACACCACCGGUGCGGGUAACGACAGCUACAACAUCUACCGUGAAGAGGAUGGACUCGGCGUGGACGGCGAGGACGACGAGAUGCUGCUGUACACCCAGAUUCAACACAAGGUGUCUCGCCUCGGCGCAGCGAUGAGCCGACUCACGCUGCCCAGCAGCAGCGAAGACGGAGAGGGGAGUGUGGCGCGGGAGGCGGCGGCGGCAGCGGCGGCAGUUGCGUUUCGUCAGGCGGAGCGGAGCAGCACCGCCCCUGCCGCACCCCCGUCGUCGUCUGCGCUGUCUCCUGGACGCUCACCGGGCUCUCGACCUGCCGCCGCCCGCCGUGCUCGCGGGGACAUUCCUGAUGGGAUUGUACAACGCCUUUGUGCGUAUCGCAUGGAGCACUUCCAGUACAUCGCCUACAACGAGCGGCUGUGGAACACCAGCACGACCUCGCAGUUUGUGUUUGCGCAGCGUUUAACCGCCGCACUCUUGGAGGAAUGCUGGGCCGAAGUCAUGGCUGAGGUGGAUGCGAAUAUGAGCGAGUACGUGGAGGGGUUGGUGGACCACGAGCUGCAGUAA
Leptomonas pyrrhocoris is the source of this 3388-nucleotide messenger RNA. RefSeq lists its product as hypothetical. The transcript has a single exon. The coding region runs from base 476 to 3388 and encodes 970 amino acids. NCBI's taxonomy places the organism in Eukaryota, Euglenozoa, Kinetoplastea, Trypanosomatida, Trypanosomatidae. The record is from RefSeq and is a predicted model, not a curated record.